Messenger RNA from Tauraco erythrolophus (red-crested turaco), 954 nucleotides. RefSeq names its product taste receptor type 2 member 9. Gene Ontology annotation, molecular function: G protein-coupled receptor activity; bitter taste receptor activity. The record is from RefSeq and is a predicted model, not a curated record. NCBI's taxonomy places the organism in Eukaryota, Metazoa, Chordata, Aves, Musophagiformes, Musophagidae. Gene Ontology annotation, biological process: detection of chemical stimulus involved in sensory perception of bitter taste; sensory perception of taste; G protein-coupled receptor signaling pathway. Gene Ontology annotation, cellular component: membrane.
AUGGAAGCUUGUUACUCUCAAGAUGAAUUUAACAUCACUUCAUACGAUGUCACGGCUAUGGUCAUCACCACGGUUCAGGCACUUGCUGGCAUGUGGAUAAACGCUUUCAUUGUUUCUGUGCUUUGUAUUGCUUGGGUCAAAAAGAAAAUCUUUAACUCUAAUGAGAAGAUCUUGCUGUUUCUGGGAUGCUCCAGGUUUUGGUAUUUGUGCAUCACAUGGGUAUAUUCCUUGCUUUCAGCAAUUUAUCCCUGGUGCUUUUGUAUUUACCCCAUACCCCAACUACUUGUAGCUAUUCAAAGCUUUUUAAAUUUUGUCAACGUGUGGGUUUCUGCCUUUCUUUGUGGUUUUUAUUGCAUAAAAAUUGCAAAUUUCAGGCACAUCUUCUUCAUCUACUUGAAGGUAAAAAUUGACAGGAUCGUGCCAUGGCUACUGUUGGGUUCAGUGCUUUUAUCCCUGGUCAUCUGUAUCUUUGUCUACGACAUGAUUGAUGAAGUGCACUGUAACAACCUCAAUUUCACCACCCUGGGAAAUCUCUGGAAACCAAGAGUCAAAGUGAAUGAACACUUUUUCACUAUUUUUUUAAUCACUGGCUUUGGAUUGGCCACUGCAUUCAUGGUAGUUAUCAUUUCUGCCCUUCUCCUCCUCUUUUCUCUCUGGAGACACAAACGCAAGAUGCAGAAAAACUCAGUGAAGAACCUCAGCAUGGAUGUCCAUAUCAAAGCCAUGAAAUCUAUUCUGUCCUUUUUCGUCAUUUACAGCAUUAACUUUACAUGUUUGAUCUUGAUACUAGUUUACUACAGGAAGAAGGAAAAUCCUGCGAUGUUUCUCGUUUUAGUAUUUCAGUAUGUUUUUCCAGUUGUUCAUUCUUUUAUGCUGAUUUUCAGCAAUCCCAAAAUGGAAAAGACACUGCUAAGGACUCUGUCCUGUGUGAAGUGCAAGGUUUUCAUGAGGUAG